Messenger RNA from Lates calcarifer (barramundi perch), 2426 nucleotides. RefSeq names its product hydroxysteroid (17-beta) dehydrogenase 12b (gene hsd17b12b). Gene Ontology annotation, molecular function: oxidoreductase activity. The record is from RefSeq and is a predicted model, not a curated record. Bases 162 to 1121 code for a protein of 319 amino acids. Gene Ontology annotation, cellular component: endoplasmic reticulum. The transcript is spliced from 11 exons. NCBI's taxonomy places the organism in Eukaryota, Metazoa, Chordata, Actinopteri, Centropomidae.
UCACAGGCAGCCAAGCUCUGAUGCGGAUAUCCUGAAUCCUCUCCGAUCCACGCAUCUUGCACUUUGAGCACUUCUUUGCACGUUCAAACUAAAGAUUGCGUUAGUAUAGUUAGUUAACAGACACAGGUGUGUGUGUGUGUGUGUGUUUGUGUGGUGCAGGGAUGUCGUCCAGCGGAGAAGCCGUGUUCCGGGCCGUGGAGACGCCGCUGUUCUGGCUCGGUGCUCUGACCGCGGCCUGGCUGUCUGUGUGCUCCGUGUACCGGCUGCUGUCCGGGAUCAAGGUGUGGGUGCUGGGCAACGGGCGGCUCGUGUCACCCACCAAACUGGGGAAAUGGGCAGUUGUGACAGGGGCCACAGAUGGGAUUGGGAAGGCCUAUGCAGAGGAGCUUGCCCGCAGAGGCUUUGCAAUCGUGCUGAUCAGCCGAUCUCAGGAGAAGCUGGAUGACGUUUCCAAGGCGAUCGCAAGCAAAUGUGGUGUGGAGACCAAAACGAUCGCAGUAGACUUCAGUGCUGUGGAUAUCUACUCCAAGAUUGAAGAUGGACUCGAAGGGCUGGAGAUUGGAGUACUGGUGAACAAUGUUGGGAUAUCCUACUCUUACCCUGAAUUCUUCCUCAAUGUCCCCAAUCUCAACACUUUCAUCGAUACAAUGGUCAACAUUAACAUAACAUCAGUGUGCCAGAUGACACGAAUCGUUUUGCCUCAAAUGGUGGAGAGGAAGAAGGGAGCCAUCCUCAACAUCUCGUCUGCCAGUGGGAUGUACCCUGUUCCUCUCCUCACCAUCUACUCUGCCUCCAAGGCAUUUGUGGACUACUUUUCACGAGGACUGCAAGCUGAAUACAAGAGCAAAGGCAUCAUCAUCCAGAGUGUUCUGCCAUUUUUUGUUGCAACCAAGCUGAGUAAAAUCCGUCGGGCCACGCUGGACAAGCCCAGUCCAGAGCGCUACGUUGCAGCCGAGCUCAACACCGUGGGGCUACAGACCCAGACCAAUGGUUACCUGCCCCAUGCUGUUAUUGGCUGGGUGACUACAGCUUUGCUCCCUGCCAAGAUCCUCAACAGCUACAUGAUGGGGAUGGGGUUGUCCCAGCGCGCUCGUUACCUCAAGAAACAGAAGCAAGGAUAGAUAGGUUGGCAGCGGCUGGGAGCAGCAGUAACAGACAGAGGGGACCAAGUGUUAACGAGUCGUCUGACUACCACCAUUAUCAUCACGGACCAAGAAGAGAAAGUAUGACAGUUUCUGAGCAACAUCUCAGUCUCCCUCUCUCUGAUACUCCUAGUCAUAGAUGAUGUGAAGCAGUACCAGGCCACAGUUGCCGUUAAAUAUACUCAAUCCAAACAACCGUGUGGAAAAAUAUUGAACAAAGCAGUGCUCUUAUUGAGUGAUUAGCUUUAAUCAACAAAACACUAACAUGGAAAUAAAACCAACUUUAAUCAGCCAUCUGAAAAACAUGAUCGAAAUACAACAAUUGGAUAUGUCAGAAGGUUGGAAGCCUCUGUAUGUUUGUGUGUAUGUUUGAGCCUCCUGUGAAUAUGUGAACUAGCUUAAAGCUGUUAAGUAGAACACUGGAGGGUGGCACUUACUUACCCUAAACACUUUCUAAAGCACUUAAACAAUGUUUUAUCAAUUUUCAUAUUUUUUUUCUAUUUCAUAUCUUGAGUUUCAAAGCACACAGUACCAACAAAAAAUCGUUAAAGAUCUGUUUUCUUUGGUCAUCUUAAUAUUUUCCUGGCGGCAUUGAUGUGGUGGCGAGGGGACUGCAUGUAAGAUGUAACCGAAUUACAUUUCAUACAUUAAAAAUGUAUAACAUUAAGAGGAUUUUCUGUAGAUGAAUAGCCAGCACUGAGAGAGAAGCUGCGGUAAAAUAUUAAAAGGUGUGCUAAAUUGAUCUUCAAAUUAAUUCUUACAACUGGUGUUACAACUGUUAAUGAGUUGAUGGUGUGUCUCGAUCUUUUCACCUGCAUUGUUGGAUUUACUAAAAUGUUAAACCAGACCAAACAUACAGAUACAAGCCAAUGAAAUAAUGUAAAAUCUCUGAUACAUGUCUUUGACUUUCUUCUUUGAAAACUACAUGUAUGCUGUGUGUUCAUACAGUAUGUCAGUAAUAGUCUCAUAUUUCAUGUAUCUUGGCUCGGACAUCAGCUUUACGUUUUACUGUAUUAAACCCACUGGAAAAUUUGUACUUAACAUUUUACUUACUGACAGUUGCAACAGCUGGGGACCAACUUCAGUCCUAAGGCUAGUGCUUUUCUCAAGGGCAGUGGCAUUAGGCAUUAGGCAUAUUCCUAAUACCGGUGAAGCGUGUUGUUGGGUUGAAAGCAGGGCAAACCAGAACACCUGGGUGUUAUUACAGUUUAUGUCCUGACUGUACAAAACUAUGUUGCAUUUGUCCUUCCAGCCUACAAUAAAUAUGCUUUUCAGAUAACUUCA